Messenger RNA from Drosophila pseudoobscura, 2507 nucleotides. RefSeq names its product G-protein coupled receptor moody. The record is from RefSeq and is a predicted model, not a curated record. Gene Ontology annotation, biological process: G protein-coupled receptor signaling pathway. Gene Ontology annotation, molecular function: G protein-coupled receptor activity. The transcript is spliced from 3 exons. Lineage: Eukaryota; Metazoa; Arthropoda; Insecta; Diptera; Drosophilidae. Gene Ontology annotation, cellular component: membrane. Bases 307 to 1947 code for a protein of 546 amino acids.
CCACGGAUGGAGCAAUGGAGCUGCAAGUGGUAUCUAAAGGGUAUCUAAGGUAUCGGCUUCCGAAAUUAGCCUCCUCUUCUUGCUUCCAAUAUUCGCUUGGCUGCCUCUGCGUCCCGCCGCUGUUGCCGACACCACUCCACUCCACCCAUCCGUCUCUGGUCCAUCGUUGGUGCUGGUGUGGGGGUGGGGGCCGUGGAUGGUGGAUGGUGGAAGUGGCUAUGGGUGCGGAGAAUUUAGUUUAGUACAAAUUCGGCGCAGGAACGGGCGCGUCACUGUCGAAACGGCCCUAUCAGAUCAGUGCGGAGCAUGUUCCCUCUCCUCGAGAGCCAUUCUCGCGUCCUGGACAAGGGCCAGGACAGCUUCGAACUGAAUGGAAACGGAAUGGAUGCGGGCAUGCGCGGGCAGGGCGCUGUUGACGCCGCCGCCGCCGGAAACGAGCUCUUCCAGGGCUAUUCCGACGAGCUGCUGACCUUCGCCUGGGUGGCCUGCAUCGUUUUCAUAAUUGUGGGCGUGCCCGGCAACCUGCUGACCAUCGUGGCGCUCUCGCGGGGUCGUCAGACGCGCAACUCCACAGCCAUCUUCAUCAUCAAUCUGUCCUGCUCGGAUCUGUUGUUCGGGUGCUUCAACCUGCCCCUGGCCGCCUCCACUUUCAUGGAGCGGGCAUGGACGCACAGUGAUCUGCUCUGCCGGCUCUUUCCUAUGCUGCGCUACGGCCUACUGGCUGUGUCCCUGCUUUCCGUCUCGCUGAUCACCAUCAAUCGCUACAUCAUCAUCGCCCACCCACGACAUUAUCCCAGGAUCUACCAGCGCCGUUAUCUGGCCUUGAUGGUGGCCGGCACUUGGGUGUUGACCUUCUCAAUCAUGAUACCCACGUGGCGCGGGGUCUGGGGCCGCUUCGGCCUCGACACUAGCAUUGGCUCGUGCUCCAUCCUGCACGACCAGUACGACCGCUCGCCAAAGGAGUUCCUCUUCACCGCCGCUUUCAUGCUGCCCUGCAUCUGCAUAGUGAUCUGCUACGCCCGUAUCUUCCUGCUCGUUCGUCAGGCGGCCAUCCGCGCCGGAAACAGCAACGCCGCCAAGAACAAUGCCUGCGAGCCGACGGCCACCACCACAGCAGCAGCACCCCAAUCCUUGACCAUGCCCAAGACGGUUGAAAAUAGGGAAAAGGCGAGCACAUCCAUCUCGGACACGGUCCCGGAACACGGCCUGCGACCGUUUGUCGUUGACGAGUAUAUAGCAUAUAUCGAUGAUAAUGCCUCCACCGAGAGUCUCCCCAUCUCGUACAGCAUCGGAAAGCGGGACAGGGAGAAGGAUCAGAAAAAUCUGGAUAAGAAUCAGGAUCAUCAGCUGCCGGUCGAUGCUAAUGUGGUGCUCAAAGAGAGGGAUAAAAACAAGAACAAACAAGAGCUGUGCGCCUUGGGGCGAAGUCAGACCCAGCUGGAGCAGAGCAAGAAUUCCACGAAAAACGCCAACGCAAGUCCCGUUCCCAACGCCAAUCCCAUUACCACCUCGCUGCGCACUUCCUUCACCCGCUUCAGUCCCAGGAAAUCCCACUACGUGUCUAUGGGGAACACGUCGAAUGCCUCGUCCAUCUACCCGGGCCGAAUGAGCGUCAAGGAUCGGCGCCUGCUCAAGAUGAUACUGGUGAUCUUCGUGUGGUUCGUGAUCUGCUACCUACCCAUCACGGUGGCCAAGAUCUGGAAGAGUGCCACCGAGGUGCACGUGUUCAAUAUAGCCGGCUAUCUGCUCAUUUACCUGACCACCUGCAUCAAUCCACUCAUCUACGUGCUCAUGAGCUCCGAGUACCGACGCGCCUACUGGAAUCUGCUGCGCUGUCAUGGCUCUCCCGAUCCGCACCAGCAGCGGAACAAUGCUAACGCCAAUGCCAAUGCCAAUGCCAAGAAAAAGCUACAGGAGUCAGCUUCGAAUCGCCAGAUCAAAACGUGAUUCUCUUUGGCUCUGAUUGCCGAAAAGGAACGUAGCAGAUCACAAAGCAGAUCAAAACAAAGGAAUAAGUAAGUUGUAGGUGAGGAGAGCCGGUCACUGUACACUGUAUCAGCUCUUAAGUAUAUUCAUAUGCGUGUACCAGUAUUGAUAUAUUGGUCUUUGGAUCACUCAAAAGGUUCACAAUUGUCACCAUUUCUAGUCGUACGACCAGGUCGGAUGCGAUCCGAUCCGAUUCGAUCCUUCCUUCCACACAGAUCACCCAUCUACAUAUAUCUAUAUAAAUAUGUAUAUAUAAAGAUAUCUAUAUCUUUAUAUACAUCUAUCUAUAAAUGUACAUCUGAUAAUAUAGGAACUCCAGAAGUAAAAUUGCAUUUUAUACCAAAUAACUUUAAUAUCUGGUUUACAUUUGAAUUCCAUGUUUAAGAACAAUCGAUGUUUGGUUUUGGUUUUAGUUGUUGCUUGUCGCUAAUUAUUGUACCAAUACAUAGAGAUAUAAACAUAUAUCCGUAUACAGACAUAUGUACGUAUCUAUAGCCCCAAUAAAUGCUUCGAAUAAUUGA